Messenger RNA from Euleptes europaea (tarantolino), 1860 nucleotides. It is a transcript of the gene UTP6, whose product is annotated as UTP6 small subunit processome component. Gene Ontology annotation, molecular function: protein binding; snoRNA binding. The transcript has 19 exons. The record is from RefSeq and is a predicted model, not a curated record. Gene Ontology annotation, cellular component: Pwp2p-containing subcomplex of 90S preribosome; small-subunit processome. Gene Ontology annotation, biological process: maturation of SSU-rRNA from tricistronic rRNA transcript (SSU-rRNA, 5.8S rRNA, LSU-rRNA). NCBI's taxonomy places the organism in Eukaryota, Metazoa, Chordata, Lepidosauria, Squamata, Sphaerodactylidae. The coding region runs from base 15 to 1805 and encodes 596 amino acids.
CGGCUUUCUCGGUCAUGGCGGAGAGGAUUGAACAGCGCAUUGAGGACCGGAUCCCCGAGCUGGAGCAGCUGGAGAGGGUCGGGCUGUUUACUCGCAAGGAGAUCAAAGCAGUUAUUAAGAAGACCUCAGCCCUUGAAUACAAAAUACAGCGGAGAGCGCUUCAUAAGGAGGAUUUUAUCAGUUAUAUUCAGUAUGAAAUCAAUCUGUUGGAACUGAUUAAGAAAAGAAGAUCGCGCAUUGGCUACUCGUUUAAGAAAGAUGAGAUUGAGUACUCCAUUGUGCAGCGAAUACAUGGCAUCUUCAAACGUGCCACAACAAAAUGGAAGGAUGACAUUCAGCUGUGGCUGUCUCAUGUUGCGUUUUGCAAGAAAUGGAACAAGAAAAUACAGCUGAGCAAGGUGUUUUCUUCCAUGUUGGCCCUUCAUCCAAACAAACCAGCUCUGUGGAUUAUGGCUGCAAAAUGGGAAAUGGAGAACCGCUUGUCAUCUGCAAAUGCCCGGCAGUUGUUUUUGCGUGCAUUGCGCUUCCAUCCAGAGUGUCCCAAACUUUAUCAAGAGUAUUUUAGAAUGGAGCUGAUGCACGCUGAAAAGCAGAGGAAAGAAAAGAAAGCAUUUGAGCAUGCAAACAUGGACUUGGGUGAGUUCAGUUAUUCCGAGGACAUACUUAACGGUGAAAUGGCUCGAAUAGUCUGGAGAGAGGCCGCCCAGAAAGUCAAAGGUGCAGAGUUUCUGUUGAUGCUGCUGUCUAUUGCAAAAAUUUUUGAUUUUACACAGGAGCUCCAAAAAGAAAUUUUGGACAAAUUGCAGGCCGAGUAUGCGAACGAUCCUCUUAUGUGGGAUUAUAUGGCGCGGCAGGAGCUGGAGAUAGACUCCGUGCCGCCGAAAGAACCGACGUCUAAACAGUCAAAGGUGCUGGAGGUGGCCCACAAAGAAGAACAGUGCUGUAGAGUGUUCGAGGAGGCAGUGACAUCUCUUCCCACAGAGGACAUGUGGAAAUGUUACAUCACUUUUUGCUUGGAGAGAUUUAACCGGAAAACCAAUUGUGAAGAGUUAAGGCAGAAGAGACUGAAAAGGAUAUUAAGUGUCUUCAGUCAAGCUCACGAGUCACAGUUGCUGCCAGCUUCAUUGUACAAACAGUGGCUUCAGCUCUUACUGGAGCUUGACCUCCAAGAGAAGGCCGAAGAGGUGGCAGCGGCAGCCAGCGAGCGGUUCAGCCAGUCGGUAGAGAUGUGGGAAAUGAGACUGCAGCUGCUGGCUAAGUGGAAUAGUGAUGGUCUGGCUUCUUGUUUCCAGGAAGCUUUUCGGGCAGUUAAAGAUAAGGACAGCUUGCCAGUAUGGAUUUUAUGGGUUGAAUGGAGCGAGACGGCGAAUGGCAAGGCUGAAACUGAAGCUCUUUAUCAGAAAUCCUUACUUGCCACACUCCCAGCCGACUCGAUAACCAUGAAAGAAAAGUACCUUGAAUGGGCCUAUAGGACAGGUGGCUAUAAGAAAGCCAGAAAAGUCUUUACCAGCUUGCAUGAAAGCCGGCCAUUUUCACUUGAGUUCUUCAAGAAGAUGAUUCAGAUAGAAAAGGAGCAAGAAUCUUAUAAAAUGUCCAAUAUACGAGACUAUUACGAACGUGCCUUGCGAGAGUUUGGUGCCAUGGAACCUGAUCUGUGGUUGGCGUACAUCAGAGAAGAGCUGAGUUCCCAGGGCAAACCUGAGAACUGUGGCAGUAUUUACUGGAGAGCUAUGAAAAUGUUACAAGGAGAACAAGUGGAAAAUUUUAUUUCGAAGUACACAUUGCUGCAGACUGGACAUCUAUGAAAAGUGUAGUUGCAUCUGUUUCUUGGAAGACAAGCAGUGAAGAACUAAAUUAACU